Boleophthalmus pectinirostris (great blue-spotted mudskipper) is the source of this 4708-nucleotide messenger RNA. It is a transcript of the gene mknk2b, whose product is annotated as MAPK interacting serine/threonine kinase 2b. Gene Ontology annotation, cellular component: cytoplasm; nucleus. Gene Ontology annotation, biological process: peptidyl-serine phosphorylation; intracellular signal transduction; protein autophosphorylation. Lineage: Eukaryota; Metazoa; Chordata; Actinopteri; Gobiiformes; Gobiidae. Gene Ontology annotation, molecular function: ATP binding; calcium/calmodulin-dependent protein kinase activity; calcium-dependent protein serine/threonine kinase activity. The record is from RefSeq and is a predicted model, not a curated record. The coding region runs from base 304 to 1788 and encodes 494 amino acids. The transcript has 15 exons.
CCGGGAGGUUAUAAAAGCUCCUGCGCAGCCCUUUCCUCGCCACCUUCCACGCACGUACCUCUCUGCCGCUUCCCCCCCAUUGACCGUCCUUUGCGGCUGUCGAGCUGUGGGUCAGACACCGACGCUAACACUGGAGUUCUAACAUUAACAACGGGGGCUCCCGUUUAAAAGCGCCGCAGCAGCUGACCAACCAGCGCAGUGUGAUCGCUCGCAAGCCUCUCUGAAACAUCCAUUUGUUUUGGAGAAUUGCAGUAGAUAUCCUCUGCCGCCGCACGUCCUAAAUCGCCCCUCAAUUUGGAGAAAAUGGUGCAAAACAAGAUCACCGAAGUCACUGGAUUCCAUCGCUCUUUCAAGGGACAAAAUCCCUUUGAGUCAGAUGACUUUACUAAAAACGGAUCCCACCUCAUUGAUUCAUUUAAUUUUGACCCCUCCCCAAGACAUGACAUGCCUUCCAGCCAGCCCAUCGACAUCCCUGACGCCAAGAAGAGAAACAAGAAGAAGAAGCGUUGCCGGGCAACAGACAGUUUCUCUGGACGAUUUGAAGAUGUGUACAGACUACAGGAAGAGGUUUUAGGAGAAGGAGCUUACGCCAGGGUACAAACCUGUAUCAACCUCAUCACCAACAAGGAGUACGCUGUCAAGAUCAUUGAGAAAAGACCAGGUCACAGCCGGAGCAGAGUCUUCCGAGAGGUUGAGAUGCUGUAUCAGUGCCAGGGACAUAGUAAUAUCCUGGAACUGGUGGAGUUUUUCGAAGAGGAAGACAAAUUCUACCUUGUGUUUGAGAAGCUUCGAGGAGGGUCCAUCUUGGCGCACAUUCACAAGAGGCAGCGCUUCAGUGAACAGGAAGCCAGCCUUGUGGUGCAGGACAUUGCGAGCGCGUUGGAUUUCCUUCACAACAAGGGAAUGGCACAUAGAGACCUGAAGCCUGAAAAUAUUCUCUGUGAGAGUGCAGACAAGAUUUCCCCUGUCAAAAUCUGUGACUUUGACUUGGGAAGUGGAAUCAAGUUAAACAGUGACAGCUCUCCUAUCUCCACUCCAGAGCUCCUCACACCGGUCCCAUUGAGAUUCAGAAUCUUUCAAGAGAGACUUGGCCACCACAAUCAAUAUAAAACGUGUGGUUCUGCUGAGUACAUGGCUCCGGAGGUGGUGGAGGCUUUCAACGAGGAGGCCACCAUCUACGAUAAGCGCUGUGACCUGUGGAGUCUGGGGGUGAUCCUGUACAUCAUGCUGAGCGGGUACCCCCCGUUUGUGGGCCGCUGUGGGGGCGACUGUGGCUGGGAGCUGGGGGAGCCCUGCCACACCUGUCAGAAUACUCUGUUUGAAAGCAUCCAGGAAGGAAAAUACGAGUUCCCAGAAAAGGACUGGGCUCACAUCUCCUCAAGUGCCAAAGACCUCAUCUCCAAACUUCUGGUUCGAGACGCCAAAAACCGACUGAGUGCCAGCCAGGUGCUGCAGCACCCCUGGGUGCAGAGGGGUGCUUCUGAGAUUCUGCCAACCUCCAUCCUGCAUCAAAGAACCAGCAUCGCCCGGGACCUGACCUUCUUUGCGGACAAAGCCAUGGCGGUGAACAGGCAGCUGGCGGAGCAGGACGGGAUGGAGGAGCAGCAGCAGCAGGACGCUCCCUUCGUUGUCACGGCGACUGGCUCGUCCGUGCGUCUCUCUCCUCCGUCCAACUCCAAACUCGCCCGGCGCCGACAGAGGAACAGCCAGCCUAAAACAGGCCCUGUGUCAGCCGCAGAACUGCGGAAGCUGCUGGCUCCUCUGGUCAUCGUGGGGGACUGUGCCUGACCUCAUCGGGACUGUCCAUCAGAGCUGACACCAGACGACUGCCCUGCCCCCUCCCGACUUUGCCCCCUCCUGACUCCGCCCCCUGAGCCUGGCCCAGCUCUGCCCCGUCAAUGCCUUCUGCACUUCUGCAGCACUUCUGAAGCACAAAAACAUGUGCACGCUCAUGUUUGGGGCCAGGGUUCAUUUGGGAGGGACAUUUCCUAAAUUAUAAAUAUUAUUUUUCAUACAACUCAGUUUGGAAGAAUGGGACACUUUCUAAGACUAAGACACCAAAGGACUCGUUGUGCUGCUCCCAUGUUACAACUGGAUCCACUGUGAAUUUAAGUUAUGGGAUGUUCUGCCUGUAUGUAUCUGCAUGUAAAGCCCUAUCUGCACAUACGUACAUGCUUAUGCAAUACUACGCCAUGAAGUCUUUGAAUGGAUUCAGUGGAAGGUCUGAGGGCUGUGAGCCGAUGCUGCCGUGUCUGGAGCAGGCUUUUGUUUAAGUUUGUGUAACGGUGAGAUCACAUUGGCCAUGCACUUAAAAUGAGAAUGUUUUUUCCUGUACCCAGCCAGCCAUGACUUACUGUCACACAAAUGUAUGCAGAUCCAAACCAAACGGCCACAUCCUCCAUGUACUCAGUGUUAACAGUCAGAGGGUGGAAGCAUGGCCACACUAUAGUACGGCUGGAGUGAGGGAAAGUCAUGUUAAAAUGGCAAAUGAAACUCAGUGUUUUCAAAUGACAUGUCCCCUUUACAAACAGUACUUGUACAAUGAUUUUUUUUUCUAUUUUUUUAUUGUCCUAAAAUUUUGGCAGUAAAUGUAUGUAUCCCUCUUGGGUUGCAAAAGCACAUUUCAGCAAUGUGACAUUUUUUUUUUUCAUUUCUGUAAAAAAAACACACAAACUUUUGGACCUUUUUUCAGGGUUAAGUUUCACUGUUCUGUGAUUCAAUGACGCCCUUUCAAAAUAAGAUGUAUGGACAAAAGAUUUCCAAGCAGCAAAUCAAAAAUGAAAAGCAAUUACAAAACAGAAAAAAAAAAAUUUAAAAAGGAAAAAACAUUCCAAAAAAGUUAUAAAAAAAAAAAAAAAAAAAAAAAAGUCUUCCAUUGACAUUUUUGUAAUAUUUUGGAAAACUCCAUGUCAAAUGUGCCACUGAUUUUGUUUUUGUUCCUUCUCAUUUUGGUAUGGCUAUUAAGCUUUUUUUUUUCUAUAAUUUUACAAGCAGGUGCUGUUGAGUUCAGGUUAAACACCGGAUGUUUUCCUUAUUUUUAUAUGUUGGUGUUUUUUUUUUUUUUUUUUUUUUUAAGUUCAAAGUGGUGAAUGAGGAGAGUUUGUGAGUUUGUCUGGAGCGUUCAGGCCCAGAGAAGGCGAGAUUUUAAGUUUUAUUUUUUUAUGUGUAAAAUGCUACGGCAAUAAUCUUUUUUGUUUUGUUUUUGUUUUGUUCUUUAAGCUAAAACUCAUAGAAACUGACAGGAAGUGGACUAAGGUCUCACCACACUGUAGUCAUUUCACCAAAGAGUAGAAGCCUUCCCCAGUCUGUCCCUAACACUCACCCUAUACUCUUCCACUAUAAACAUAUGCAUUAGAAUUGGGGCUGCAAUAAUUAAUAGAUUAAUUAUCAGGCCUGACGACAGAAAUUUGGGGGGCCGGGGUAAGAAAACUCACAUGGGUCCCCCCCACACUGUUUACUAGUCAAAAUUAGCAAAGGAGUAGACUAUAAAAAUAUUGUAGUCAUAUUUUGAUAAUCUUAAUCAUUACCUAGACUACACAGACUCUAAAUCAAAUGCCAAAAACCAUGGCAUUAAAUCAAAAAGUUAAAAAAAACGAAUCAACAAUUUCUGAUUCUCAUUAACAGUAAACUUUAUUCAUAAACAUUCUGUAUUUUAGAAGCCUUCAAUCACAGUUUUCCAACCUUUUAUUUGGUUAAAAAUGUAUCGAUGAUGUAAAAAUAAUCUAUCAAAUAAUUUUCUGACACUAAAUUUUCUAAUACUAAAAGAAUCAUUAAUUGCAGCCUUAGUGGUAAUGCAGUGAUCAGUGCAUGGGGUUGAAUAACGGGGCUUAUUUGGGGAAUGCUGAAAAGUCCAUAGUUUUAAUGUGAUCCAUCGACACAGUGAAAAAAAAAAAAACUCUGGAAAUGGCUCUUAGUUUCACACAAGCUGUUCUGCUGAUAUAAGGACACUGUACUAGUUGGAAAUCUAUUCUACAGAUGCGUCAAUAUGGGUUUUAUGUCUUAUAAUAAGACUUACUUGAAUUUGUGUAUGCAGCUGUUUCUUCUCCGUUUGGGAAACUACUUUGCUUAUAUAAUUUGAAGAGCAUUAAGCUGAAGAUCAAGGCACUCUUUGGGUUUAUGAAAUACCUUUACAGUUCAGUAUUCUGCCUUCUCCCUUUCAGCGUAAAGCGUUUUAUGUCCCUAUUUGUUAUAGGGUUGGAUUCUCAGAGACGCACACACUUUGACCACACUUUCUUGUACCUGGUAUGAGACUUUUUCGGGUCACGACCAUUUCUAUUUUUGUGUGGUGUGGCAGUGUUUUUCAGCUGCCUUUUACUGGGGACGGGGACAAAUAUAUCAAGUCUCUUUUUGUGUUUGUCAUUGAAGUACAGGAGCGUGCAGUCCUUGUUCAGAUGGACUCUUCACCUCCAUGUUGAAUGUAGCCUUGAGGCAAAGCAUUUACAAUCCAGCACCAAUGUAAUCUCCCCAAACAUCUCCCAUCUGUGGGUCCCUCAUUGGAAACUGUCUCAAGACUCACCCAGGCCCAUUGUACUCAAUGGAAGACAAUUGGAUUAACUCCUUUAAUACAAAAUAUUUUUGAUUUAAAAUAAGCACUUUACUGUACCAUGUGAAUGAUUGCAGUUCACUCAAGGCAACAUUUGACAGUUGCUACAGAAUUUUGUAUUGUUUUUCUAAAAAAAUGCAAUAAAAAGCUUUGAAACAAAAAAAA